AUGGUAUUGAUCCAUGAGAUCAGCGAGAACCCCAACAUCUUGCCCAAUGUCACUCUUGGGUUCCACAUCCAUGACUCCACCAUAGAUCCGAAAUGGACAUACAAGACCACCCUGGACCUACUCUUCACAUCACUUGAACUCAUCCCAAACUACAAAUGUGGCACCCAGAAAAAAGUGAUGGGUGUCAUUGGGGGCCUGGUAACAAAGUUCCACCAGCACAUCCUAGCCUUGGUGUUUGCCAUCCAUGAGAUCAACAAGAACCCCAACAUUUUGACCAAUGUCACUCUUGGGUUCCACAUCCAUGACUCCAUGGAAGAUCCAAAAUGGACUUACAGGACCACCCUGGAUCUACUCCUCACUUCACUGGAACUCGUCCCAAACUACAAAUGUGGCACCCAGAAAAAAGUGAUGGGUGUCAUUGGGGGAUAUACUUCUGAAACAUCAUCAGACAUGGCAACUCUCUUAAGUCUUUACAAGAUCCCACAGCUGCCUCCUUUAUCUGUGUGUAAUGACAACUGCAAGCCUGGGUACAGCAAGAAAAAGAAGGAAGGGGAGCAAUUCUGCUGCUACAAUUGCGAUCUGUGUCCAGAGGGGAAAAUUUCAGACAAAGAGGACAUGGAUUAUUGCAUGAGUUGUUCUGAAGACCAUUAUCCAAACCUGGGACAAAGUGAAUGCAUUCCCAAGAUCCCAAAUUUCCUAUCAUUUUCAGAACAGUUGAGCAUGAUUUUAGCCUUUUUGGCUCUCUUCUUUUCUCUGAUCACUGCCUUGGUGCUUGCAAUCUUUGUAAAGUACAAGGACACCCCAAUUGUUAAAGCCAACAACCGGAGCCUCACCUACAUUCUCCUCAUCUCUCUCCUCCUGUGUUUCCUCUGCUCCUUGCUCUUCCUUGGACAGCCUAACAAGGUGACCUGCCUCCUCCGUCAAAUGACUUUUGGCAUCAUCUUCUCCGUCGCUGUUUCUUCUGUCUUGGCAAAAACUGUUAUGGUUGUUCUGGCAUUUAUGGCCUCCAAGCCAGGGAACAUUUUUCGAAAGUGGGUGGGGAAACAAUUGGCGUAUCAUAUUGUUAUCUCUUGCUCCUUUGUUCAAGUGUGCAUUUGUGCUGUUUGGCUGGCCUCUUCUCCUCCCUUCCCAGAUGUGGAUAUGCAUACACUGCGUAGAGAAAUCAUAGUGCAAUGCAAUGAAGGGUCAGCCACCAUGUUUUACUUUGUCUUGGGCUACAUGUGGUUUCUUGCCACCAUUUGCUUCAUUGUGGCUUUCCUAGCCAGAAAGUUGCCUGACAGUUUCAAUGAAGCCAAGUUCAUCACCUUCAGCAUGUUGGUCUUUUGCAGUGUUUGGCUGUCCUUCAUCCCCACCUACCUGAGCACUCAAGGAAAAGACAUGGUGGCUGUGGAGGUCUUCUCCAUCAUAGCUUCCAGUGUUGGCUUACUAGGCUGCAUCUUUUUGCCCAAAUGCUAUGUCAUUAUCCUGAGACCUAAUUUGAACAGUAGAGAGCAACUAAGGAAAAAGCAUUAA
Euleptes europaea (tarantolino) is the source of this 1512-nucleotide messenger RNA. Its product is annotated as vomeronasal type-2 receptor 26-like. The transcript has 4 exons. Gene Ontology annotation, molecular function: G protein-coupled receptor activity. The coding region runs from base 1 to 1512 and encodes 503 amino acids. The record is from RefSeq and is a predicted model, not a curated record. Gene Ontology annotation, cellular component: membrane. Gene Ontology annotation, biological process: G protein-coupled receptor signaling pathway. Lineage: Eukaryota; Metazoa; Chordata; Lepidosauria; Squamata; Sphaerodactylidae.